Messenger RNA from Rotaria sp. Silwood2, 216 nucleotides. The record is from the annotation of a GenBank genome assembly. Lineage: Eukaryota; Metazoa; Rotifera; Eurotatoria; Philodinida; Philodinidae.
AUGUCUACAGCACAAGCUGAUGGUAGUCUAUGGAAGAUGACUUCCAGUCAAAAACGUAAUAGCGAUGGAUCAAUUAUUGAUUCAUAUACACAAGCAAUCAUAAAUAGAGAUGAAAGUGAACAACGAAAACAAGAUGGUAGUAGUGGAUUCUUUUUGACUGAUAAUCAAAAAGAUACAGAGCUUACUGAUACGAAAGACAAAACAAAUAAACAAUGA